Cladocopium goreaui is the source of this 1443-nucleotide messenger RNA. The record is from the annotation of a GenBank genome assembly. Lineage: Eukaryota; Dinophyceae; Suessiales; Symbiodiniaceae.
GUUGAUGGGCAUGCGGAGGAUCGCUUGAAGCGAAGUUCCAAAGUUCUCAAAGAGUUGGCAAAUAUCUUGGCGAGAGAAGGAACCGGAUUGCAAAAGAACUGGAUCGACUCGCGGCAGGCUGAAAUUUGCACGGCUGUGACGAUAUUGAUUUAUGCUGUAUUCAUCGGCUGUGAGCUGGAGAUUGAGACCAAUCAUCCGAAUGCAGCCCCUGAGCUUUCAGUGGUCUUUCUCAUCUGCCACGUCAUUUUCAAUGUGGUGUUUGUGGCAGAACUUAUAUUGAGACUGCGAUCUGUUGGAAUCAGGUACUGCUCUCCAUUCAAUCCGGUGGGUUUCUUUGAUACCUGUAUUAUCCUCAUCGGCACUGGUGAGACUUUGUUCUCAGUUGUAUUGGCAAUCAUGUCACGGACUGAAGAAGGAGGUGAUGGUUCGUCGGUGCUGGCAAUUGCUGGUGUCAUGCGUAUCCUCCGCUUGCUGCGGCUUGCUAGGCUUCUGCGAGGAUUUUUGAUAUGCCACGAGUUGCGUCUCCUUGUGACAGGUAUGAUGCUGGCAUUGCCAACAGUAGUGUGGGCUGGAGUUCUCUUUGGCAUUGUGGUGUACCUUGGGACGAUGUUCAGUGUGAUCCUUCUUGGCAACAUGAAUGAGUUGCGCCAAUACUUUGGUACAUUUGGCCUUGCCCUUUGGAGUCACUUUGUGAUCGUGACAAUGGAGACCUGGCCAGAUGUUGCUGAUGCCGUACUGGAAGUUGCCAGUCCACUUUGGGGAGUGUACUUUGUGGUAUUUAUUUGUGUCUCCAGCAUGUCCUUAAUGAAUUUGGUGACUGGCGUGAUUGCGGAAAAGUUGCUGACAACUACUGACGAUCCAACUCCGGAAGUGCAAGUUGAUGAGCUUGAGGUCUUCCAGAAGGAGAAAGACGCUUUGAAAGCGGACCUGCAAGAGGUUUUGCAAGACGAAGAUCAAAUAGGUGGUGAUCAUUUCUUCUUCGUCUUGGAGUCACCAAAGAUAAGAGCCUGGCUCAACAAGCUUCAGGCCAUGCUGAGAGACAUGUGCUGUAAGUUCGCAGAGAGAAAGAGAUGGGCAAAACUCGUAUCUGCUGAGCUGCCAACGAACGACCUCUUUGCCUUGCUUUGUUGUGAGAAGCGAGAAUGGUUGACUUUGGAUGAGCUGGUGGAUGGCAUUUUCUCACUGAGGCGUUAUGGUCGGGAAGAGCUUGCAUCUCUGGAGGAACUGCAGCGUGAUGUGGAAGAAAAGACUGUGGAGCACCUGAAUUCCUUGCAGCAGAAUCUUGAAGAGGAGCUUUCUAAAAUGAGCGCUCUAGUAGAGCAUGAUGGCAUUGUGGAAGAAGGUGUGUCUUGGGCUGCAUGGGAGAAGGACAUCAAAAGCCUGGAAGACCUGGCAGCUGAACUCCAGUUGGGGCCUUGCCACCGAGCAGACUCUGUGAACUCA